GACAAAGACGGCAUCAAUCGCCAGUGAGCUGGUGUCACCACCACGAGGUUCUACCAGUAUCACUCUUGAAUAUACAGCCUCGUGCCAACGUCUUCUCUUGCUUCACGCAUUGUAACGCCGUGUCCCUAUACUCGCACACAAUGCAUCGAUUCCACCGCCUCAACUGUCGCUUCUUCUCGACAACUCAUCGCAGCCAGCACUCGGACCUCGUCGGCGCGACAGCACACAUGCUCAAGCAGGCAGUCUUGCCGCUGGUCACCUCGAAAGGCACGGCCUCGCCGCUCACGCUUCGGGUGCUGGACGCUGGCGCCGGCGGCCAUUCGAUGCCACUGCUCUCGACCGUACUCACGCAGUGCGAGCAGCUCGUUCCGUGGGAGACUCGUCGCGAGUAUCUCGCCUUGCACGCGUCCAGCAGCCGCGCCGAUGUAUCGGCGCUCGUCGAUGCGCUGGCGUCGGACCAUUCGUACGUGCCGUCGCACGCGAAUGCGUUCGCCGGUGUCCUCCACAACAGCAACUUUCAGCAGCUCGUGCCACACAACUCGGUGGACCUCUGCGUCUCGUACGCUGCGCUCCAGUGGCUUUCCAUGUUGCCGUCGUCCGUGCCAGGGCCGAUGCUCACGCCCGACAACGUCUCGGGCGACGUGACGUGGCAAGCGGCAGCGACCGCCGACUUGACCGCCUUUCUCACGUUACGUGCGGCCGAAGUCGUCGACGACGGCGUAUUGUCGAUGACGCUCAUGGCCGACGUCGGCGCGUCGACCAUGGGCUUGAUGGUGUCGGCGGUCGAGUCGGCGCUCACAGACCUCGUAGCGCUCGAUCUGCUUUCGCCGACCUCGCUCGACGCGAUCGCCAUUGGCUGGUACCUGCGCAGCAUGGACGACGUGGCUACCGCAGCCAGUGUCGUCGUCGACAAGUGGGACCGCAUCGAGCUGCGCGCGAUCUCGUUGCCGAUGCAGACGCCGAAUGCAACCGCGAUGGCCAUGUCCAUCCUCUCGCUCUUGGGGCCCGCGCUGGCGUCGGGCUUGACGGAGCUCGAGCGAUCCAACCCAGCGCUGGAGAGUGCGCUGAUCGAGCGCUUGACUGCGCGCUUUACCGAGCCUGUCUGCGUCCGUGACAAGACCGCACCGCUCUAUGACGUCAUGACGAUCGACUACAUUUACGCAGCGUUCGCGCGCCGCCACCGCGCGCUUUCGAUCUAGUCGGAAACGAUUCUCGGUGAAGCAGAUUUCGGCCAGAUUUCAGAUUUCAGAUGUAAGAAACAAAACACCAGCUUACAUUCUAGUGUG
Saprolegnia diclina VS20 is the source of this 1286-nucleotide messenger RNA. RefSeq lists its product as hypothetical. The transcript has a single exon. The coding region runs from base 141 to 1199 and encodes 352 amino acids. Gene Ontology annotation, biological process: methylation. Lineage: Eukaryota; Oomycota; Saprolegniomycetes; Saprolegniales; Saprolegniaceae. The record is from RefSeq and is a predicted model, not a curated record. Gene Ontology annotation, molecular function: S-adenosylmethionine-dependent methyltransferase activity.